AUGGAGACUGGGAAUUUGGUGGUAAUCAUAGUACAUCACGAACAAUACGUUCAGAUGGUGAGGCUGCAAUGCUGUUGUCAACUUCAAAUAAACAAGGUGAUUAUAGCCAAUUAUUAAUGCCGAAUACAGAAUAUAAACUCUGUGGCCAAGCAACAUGGUGUGGUUUCGAUUAUAAUCGUGGAUACUACCCACUAAUUGCAUAUUGUGGGUUAACGGAUUUGUUUCGAAUUCCAAAAUUUGUAUAUUACUUCUUUCAAAGUCAACGAGAUCCAACUGUCAUAUUGCCGAACAACAUUGAUUCUGGUCCAAUGAUCUACAUCGCCAAUUGGUGGACAUCAAACUCACCCAAAGAUGUGACAAUUUUUUCUAAUUGUGAAAUGGUCAAUUUAUACUUAAAUAAUAAGUUGAUCGCAUCUCAAUUGCCAGAUAGUGCGGAAACGGAUGUGUGUAUACCACAUCCUCCAUUUACGUUCAAAGAAUUAACCUGGCAAUCGGGAAUAUUGCGAGCGGAUGGUUUGAUUGAAAAUAUAGUUGUUAAGUCGACGUCUGUGAGUACACCUGAUGUUCCUCAAUGGAUUAUUGUAAAUAUUGAUACUGUUCGAAGAAGUUUAAUAGCUGAUGGGGCUGAUAUCGGAAUUGUCACAGCCUCGGUUGUUGAUAAAAAUGGUACUAUUAUUCCAACGAAUACGGUAUCUAUAACUUUUAGUAUUACAGGAGAAGGAAUAAUUGUUGGUGAUAGUAGCAUUGGAGCAAAUCCAAUCACGACCGGAGCGGGAAUAGCGGCAAUAUUGAUUCGUACAACGAUGACUGCUGGUCGAAUUGUUGUAACAGCCAGCGCAGAUGGUUUACAAUCAGGCAUCGCUGUAACAACGAGCAUUCCAUUAAUGACACCGACAAUUCCAUUAGCGUUGAAUGUUUCAGCCACAAACAGUGUUUCAUGA
This is a messenger RNA of Didymodactylos carnosus, 941 nucleotides long. NCBI's taxonomy places the organism in Eukaryota, Metazoa, Rotifera, Eurotatoria, Philodinida, Philodinidae. The record is from the annotation of a GenBank genome assembly.